Molecule: messenger RNA, 807 nt
Organism: Rhinocladiella mackenziei CBS 650.93
Lineage: Eukaryota; Fungi; Ascomycota; Eurotiomycetes; Chaetothyriales; Herpotrichiellaceae
Exons: 1
Coding region: 1-807 (268 amino acids)
Molecular function (GO): oxidoreductase activity, acting on the CH-OH group of donors, NAD or NADP as acceptor
Source: RefSeq, a predicted model, not a curated record
AUGGAUUACAAAGGAAAGAUUGUUGUUGUGACUGGAGCGGCUCGUGGCCUCGGUAGGGCUUGUUCAGUGGAAUAUGGCAAAGAAGGCGCGAUACUUGUUCUGGUCGAUAUUGCUGCCGACAGGCUCGCUGCGACCGUAAAGGACAUGAAGAGUCAAGGAUUCGCCGCCCACUCGUAUCAAUGUGAUGUGAGUAACAGCGAUGACGUUGAAUGCUUUGGAAAGUUGGUACUCCGAGAUGUUGGAAUUCCAGACAUUAUUCACAACAACGCAAUGCGCAGCCGGACAGGAGGAAUUGUGAACCUCGAUAUAAGCAACGUCGAGCAUGAUAUAGGAGUCAAUGUCCUGGGCUACCUGCGAAUUGUGCAAGUCUUUUUGUCAGCCAUGAUCCGCCGUGGGAGCGGUUGGAUUGUCAACACAGCUUCGCCAUUGGGGCUCAUUCCUCCUCGGGGUGCAGCGGACAAUCUUCUUUCGUACUGCUUGUGUAAAGCAGCCAACAUCUCAAUGAGCCAGAGUAUGGCAGUGUCCUUGAAGCAGUAUGGGAUUGGUGUCACCGUCCUCUAUCCUGACAUGACAUUGACCGAGGCCGCGGACGAACUGAGAGGGACUGCCCCACCCGAGUUUGCAAAGACAUUUACGGCGAAUUUCUACCAGUACGGCAAAAGCGCGGAGAGUGUUGCGAGACAAAUGAUUGCGGCUAUCAAGCAGCAGAAGUUCUGCGUCAGUGCAGCUAAAAGAUUUGAGAGUCUCCUCAUCGAAUGGGCAGAGCAUGGAAUGGAUCCAAAUGUUCAGUACUCGCAGGACAUAUAG